AUGGCAAAAUUAGAGGAAUUAGACGAUGCUAGCAAAUCGAUUGAUGCUAGCAUCGCCGAACGGAUUGCGGUAGAGGAACGGUGUCGAAAGGUUAAGGCGUUCCUGCGAGUACAUCAGCGAAAGGAACCGGUAGCCGCUAACCUCGAUACGUCUCUUGCUAACUCAACAUCGUUAGUGUUCGGCCGUCCAAAUGCAGCCAACAUUCGCCUGCCGAAAAUUGAGCUACCGUCGUUCGAUGGCGACGUGACAAAAUGGCUGUCCUUCAGAGAUCGAUUCUUAGCAAUGAUCGACUCUUCACCAGAGUUACCGUUGAUUGCCAAGCUGCAAUAUUUGCUAUCGGCACUCAAGGGCGAGGCAGCCUUGCCCUUCGAGCACGUGUCGCUCACGUCAGAAAAUUACUCCUCGACUUGGGCGGCGCUUCUCAAGCGGUUCGAUAACCCAAGAAGAUUAAUUCGCGAAUAUUACCGAAAGCUGCACCACCUACCGUCACUGCGCCUAGGAACUGCGAGUGAGCUGAUGCAGCUGAUCGACGAAGUCUCGCGCAACGUGAACGGACUGGUGAAAUUGGGUGAACCAGUCGAAACUUGGGACACACCGUUAUCAAAUCUCCUGUUACUCAAGCUGGAUGAUGCAUCUCUCCUCGCGUGGGAGAAGCAUUCCGUACACCACGAGAAGGAUCAAUAUCGUGUUUUACUCUCGUUUCUCGAGGAUCGCAUCCACAUCCUCAAGGCGACU
Molecule: messenger RNA, 735 nt
Organism: Anopheles cruzii
Lineage: Eukaryota; Metazoa; Arthropoda; Insecta; Diptera; Culicidae
Exons: 1
Source: RefSeq, a predicted model, not a curated record